GGUGGACAGGAUCAUUCUCCAGCUGAACCGCUACUACCCACAGAUCCUCACCAACAAGGAGGCGGAAAAGGUGCUGAGGAGUUCCGGAACCCCAAGGUAUCCCUGCGCAUGCGGCUGUGUGACCUCCUGAGCCACUUGCAGCGGAGCAGCGAGCGUGACUGCCGGGAGUUCUACCGAGCGCUGUACAUCCAUGCCCAGCCCCUGCACAGCAGUCUGCCCAGCCGCCACGCCCUGCAGAACUCAGAUUGCACAGAGCUAGACAGGAGCGGCGAGCUGAGCGACAGGGGACCCAUGAGCUUCCUUGCCGGCCUGGGCCUGGCUGCAGGACUGGCCCUCCUCCUCUACUGCUGCCCUCCAGACCCUAAGGGGCUGCCAGGGGCCCGGCGUGUCCUUGGCUUCUCGCCCAUCAUCGUUGACAGGCAUGUCAGCCGUUAUCUGCUGGCCUUCCUGGCAGAUGACCUUGGGGGGCUCUGACGGACCCCAGACCCCAGGCCUCGCCCGCCGCUCAACCAAAGAGCCCAGCCCACCAGCCAAGGGGGCCCGCACUUCUUUUUCUAUAUGCUUUUUUUUUAUUAUUUAUAAUUUGUAUAAGAAGCACAUCACCUUUGCCUUACAAGGUGCUUAAUUAUAAAUGUUCAAGUCUUCUCAA
Molecule: messenger RNA, 649 nt
Organism: Galeopterus variegatus (Sunda flying lemur)
Lineage: Eukaryota; Metazoa; Chordata; Mammalia; Dermoptera; Cynocephalidae
Gene: CARD19
Product: chromosome unknown open reading frame, human C9orf89
Exons: 5
Coding region: 109-474 (121 amino acids)
Cellular component (GO): mitochondrion
Source: RefSeq, a predicted model, not a curated record